GCGGAUUUUGAAUGUCUGUUAAAACCUAUAGAAGAUCCUAAUAGAAAUCUCAAUGUUAAGAGACAUAAUUUCCAAGAACAUGAAGCCUAUAGCAUUGGAUUAUAUAUAAAAUGCCGUUAUGAUGAUAGUAAGUCGAUAUAUAAGUCAUAUAGAAAAAAAUUAAAUGAAGACGAAUCACCAGCAUCAUGGUUUAUAAAGCAAUUGAAGUCCCUAGUGAUUGAGUUAGAAAAGAUAUAUAAUAAUGCAAUAAAAAUGGAUUUAUCAUUUAUUAAUGAACGGACAUUCCAAACGGCAAGAAGAUGUCAUAUUUGCAACCAAUAUUUUCAAGAUAACCAAAAACGAGUUCGUGAUCAUUGUCAUUUAACAGGAAAAUUUAGAGGUGCAGCUCACAAUCAUUGCAAUUUGAAUUAUAAAAAUGCUGCUUUCAUACCAGUCGUAUUUCAUAACUUUACAGGCUAUGACUCACAUUUUAUUAUAACAGAAAUUGCUACUAACUCAGAAUUUGAAGGAAAGAUCUCUGUUCUCGCUGAAAACAAGGAGCGAUACAUAUCCUUCACAAAAGAAGUUGCAAACAGUCGAAUUAGCUUUCGUUUCAUUGAUUCCUUUCGAUUUAUGCCUACAUCUCUAGAUAAAUUAGCAUAUUAUUUACCUCAGCUAGAUAUUGUACAGAGAGAAUUUCAGAAAGAUAAUUAUACUUUAGAAGAGAUUAAUUUACUCAAAAGAAAAGGAGUUUUCCCAUAUGAAUACAUAGAAAAUUUAGAUAGACUAACUGAGACAGAGUUACCAUCUAUUGAAAAAUUUCAUAGUCAAUUGACAGAUAGUGAUAUUCCUACUGAAGAAUAUAAGCAUGCUCAAAACGUAUGGAAUAUUUUCGGUAGUAUUUGGAAGAAAAUAGAUUUAGGAAUGUAUUCUGAUCUCUAUCUGAAAACUGAUGUACUUUUACUAGCUGAUAUUUUUGAGAAUUUUCGAUCAACCUGUAAGAAUGCAUAUGAUCUCGAUCCUGCUCAUUAUUACACUACUCCUGGAUUAACAUGGGACGCGAUGUUAAAAUAUACAAAUAUGAAGCUUGAACUAUUAACAGAUAUAGAUAUGGUUUUAUUCAUUCAAAAAGGUAUUCGUGGAGGUAUUAGUCAAUGCUGCAAUAGAUUUUCAAAAGCAAACAAUAAAUAUAUGGGUGAAGAAUUCAAUAAGGAUGAGCCAAACAAAUUUUUAAUGUAUUAUGACGUAAACAACCUUUAUGGUUGGGCUAUGACUCAAUCACUACCAUUUGAGGGCUUCAAAUGGGUUUCAAAUGUGGAUAUGUCAAAUUUUUUCAAUAUCUCUGAUGAUAGCGACGUAGGCUAUAUUUUAGAAGUAGAUCUAGAGUAUCCACAAGAGCUGCAUGAUGAACAUAAAGACCUACCUCUUUGUCCUGAACAUACUAAACCACCCGGAUCAAAACAGAAAAAACUUUUGACAACGCUUUAUGAUAAAGAACGAUACGUUAUUCAUUAUAGAGCGUUAAAACAAGCUCUCAAAUAUGGACUAAAACUCAAAAAGAUAUAUAGAGCGCUAGAAUUCAAACAAAAACAAUGGCUGAAACCAUAUGUUGAUUUAAAUACUGAAAAAAGAAAGCAAGCUAAAAAUGAGUUUGAAAAAUUAUUUUACAAGCUUAUGAUUAAUGCAGUAUAUGGAAAAACAAUGGAAGACGAAAGAAAACGAAAAGAUGUCAAACUGAUCAAUCAAUGGGGUGGUAGAUAUGGCGCUGAAGCUCGAAUUGCCCAACCAAAUUUCCAUAGUAGUUCCAUCUUUCAUGAAAAUUUAGCUGCUAUUCAAUUAUCUCAGACAACUAUCAGUAUUAAAAAACCUAUAUACAUCGGUCUAUGUGUAUUAGAUCUUUCAAAAACAUUAGUCUAUGACUUUCAUUAUGGUUACAUGAAGCAACGUAUUGGUGAAAAAUGUAAAUUACUUUAUACUGAUACUGACAGCCUUAUUUAUGAAAUUCAAGAUGUCGAUAUGUAUGAGAUCAUGAAAGUAGACAUUGAUAAAUUUGACACAUCGGACUAUCCUGCUGAUAAUCAAUUUGGAAUGCCUCUAGCUAACAAAAAAGUUCUUGGUGUUAUGAAGGAUGAGUGCAAUGCUGCUAUUAUGAGGGAGUACAUUGGGUUACGAAGUAAACUAUACAGUAUUGAAAUAAUAAAUAAGGAUCCCUUAAAAAAGGCAAAAGGAGUGAAAAAACAUACAGUAAAAAAUACAAUAACUCAUUCAGAUUAUCGAAGGUGUUUAAACGAAAUGGAAAUUAUUAAACGUACUCAAUGUAAUAUUCGAUCUAAAUUACAUCAAGUAUUAACAGAGAGAGAGGAAAAGACAGCACUAAGCCCUCAUGAUGAUAAACGAUGUAUUUUUUAUAAUAAUCCGGACACACUUCCGUGGGGGCAUUAUAAAACUCUCGAAAUUGCCGAAAUGAAAGAAAGAGUUGAACAAUUACGAAGAAAGAGGUAUAGAGAAGAAGACGAAGUGAUAGAACAAAAUAGUAAUAUGAAAAGAUUCAGAUUUGAAGAAAAUAAUUCUAGAGGGCAGCACUAGCGAAAGAAUUCUACUCCUUCGACAGUUACUAGAUGGCGCUGAUGACUUGUAAUGGAGAGGGAGAAACAAUGGAUAUCCGAGUCUACAGAGUGGGAGAAUGGUUUUAGAUGAAGAAUCAUGAGAGAGGGGAGACUGAAAGAGAGGGAAGCGGCGACGGCGGCUUGAGCUUUAAGAGUGGGGAUGCCACUUAUAAAACUAAGAGCUCACUCUUGUUCCAAACAGUUGCUCAGCUCUCACUCAAGCAACAGUCUUACCUCUAAUACGUCUUCCACUAACUAUUGAAACAAAAUGGAUUUCUCAGCAAUAAAUAAAAUUUCGAAGACGACUUUCCUUCCUCGGAAGGCGAUGUCCCAAUUAACAUCAAACACGUUAUACCAAGUAACAAAAGUUAGAUCAUUAACAACAAAAUAUGGAUUCAGCGUUGUUAUUACAGUUGACGACGAAUUUGAUGUGUUCCUGCCUAAAAGGGUUAACCUUGUACUCGAAAAAGAUGAAGAAAUGUUGAACAAUCUACAUCAGACUAGUGAGAAGGAUGAAUUAUUUAUUUACCAUAUUGUCGGUUCAA
This is a messenger RNA of Phymastichus coffea, 3130 nucleotides long. RefSeq lists its product as uncharacterized. Gene Ontology annotation, molecular function: DNA-directed DNA polymerase activity; DNA binding; nucleotide binding. The coding region runs from base 253 to 2565 and encodes 770 amino acids. Lineage: Eukaryota; Metazoa; Arthropoda; Insecta; Hymenoptera; Eulophidae. The transcript has 2 exons. Gene Ontology annotation, biological process: DNA replication. The record is from RefSeq and is a predicted model, not a curated record.